This is a messenger RNA of Penaeus vannamei (Pacific white shrimp), 1076 nucleotides long. It is a transcript of the gene HemK2, whose product is annotated as HemK methyltransferase 2. Gene Ontology annotation, molecular function: S-adenosylmethionine-dependent methyltransferase activity; nucleic acid binding; protein methyltransferase activity. The record is from RefSeq and is a predicted model, not a curated record. NCBI's taxonomy places the organism in Eukaryota, Metazoa, Arthropoda, Malacostraca, Decapoda, Penaeidae. Gene Ontology annotation, biological process: methylation. Gene Ontology annotation, cellular component: eRF1 methyltransferase complex.
AUUUGUGGACUUGCUGUAUUCAUGUGACUUAGAUAUUGUGCCAAUGUAGCAAGAGUAAUACAUUCCAUUUGUUUAAAACUGAGGUGUUUGAGGUCACAUUGGAUGCGCAGAGAAUUUGUGUGUAUAUAGAUAUAUGCGAUAUUAUUAAUGAUACUUAAUUACAUAUUAACUAUCUAGUCAUUUGAAAUUUCGGAGUAUAGUUUCGUUGUGAUAUUAUUCUUUAACUUGAGAAUAAUUUGGGGGGAAGCAGCAAGGGGCCUUGUGUAGUAGGUGGAAAUUUAUGUUGAUACAUUUUAAAAAGCACAAGUGAGUCUUUUAAUAUCAGCAAGUGGAUAUCACAGCAAUGGAUCAAGUAGACAAGAUAAAGACCCCCGAUUUUUCUCACAUAACGUCAGAAGAUCUAAAUCAUAUUUACGAGCCUUCAGAAGACAGCUUCCUACUCAUUGAUGCCCUGGAGAAGGACCUAGCAUUUAUUCGGAAACGUGAACCUACUGUGUGUCUAGAAGUGGGUACUGGGUCAGGUGUUGUAAUAACGGCUCUUGGAAGCGUCCUUGGGCCCCGGUGCCAGUACAUGGGUACCGACAUCAACCCAAGAGCUUGCAGUGUCACCCAGGAAACGGGCAGAGCAAAUGGAGUUAACAUAGCGUGUGUGUGUACAGACCUGGUUGCGAAUGUCAUUGACAGAGUAAAAGGGACCAUUGAUGUGCUGCUAUUCAAUCCGCCAUAUGUUGUUACCCCUUCUGAGGAGGUGGGGCAGGGAGACCUCGAGUACACAUGGGCAGGUGGAGUGAAAGGCAGAGAGGUCUUAGACAGGCUCUUGCCCAGUGUGGAAGCACUACUGUCUCCAAAAGGACUCUUCUACUUGCUUGUGUUAAAGGAAAAUGAUCCAGAAGAAAUUGCAAGUAUAAUGGAAAGUAGAGGUUUUUCAUGCGAGUGUCUAAUGAGGCGCAGGACAGGCCCAGAGAACCUCAUGGUUUUACGGUUUUGCAGGAAAGGGAGCCAGUAAUAUGUAACAUGUAUGAGAUUAGAAAAAAAAAUCAGAACUUAUUUACCAUAUAAAUAAAACACAUAUGAAU